Messenger RNA from Etheostoma cragini (Arkansas darter), 6658 nucleotides. It is a transcript of the gene taf1, whose product is annotated as TAF1 RNA polymerase II, TATA box binding protein (TBP)-associated factor. Lineage: Eukaryota; Metazoa; Chordata; Actinopteri; Perciformes; Percidae. Gene Ontology annotation, biological process: RNA polymerase II preinitiation complex assembly; transcription by RNA polymerase II; DNA-templated transcription initiation. The coding region runs from base 336 to 6287 and encodes 1983 amino acids. Gene Ontology annotation, cellular component: transcription factor TFIID complex. The transcript is spliced from 41 exons. Gene Ontology annotation, molecular function: DNA binding; histone acetyltransferase activity; RNA polymerase II general transcription initiation factor activity. The record is from RefSeq and is a predicted model, not a curated record.
CUGACUGGGGUGCCUGCAGACCUCAGUACGCUGCAGCGCCUAAUUUACAAAUAAAAACAAAAAAGUUUUUAACGAACCUGACUUUGUAACGACAGCAUAAAAUGAAUUUUGUUUAUUUUUUUCUGUUAACCUCACAAUGCUGAUACAGGCACAUGUAGAACAUAUCUUUGGGUUAACGAGUAAUUUUGUCUAGUGAACAUUAGCUAUCUCAGCUAACCUUAACAUUAGUUUGCCUGGAUGACUUGAGCUGUAGCAGUUUAGCUGCUAGCAUUCAACAGAUACAGCAAGCUGGCUGAAACCAAAGCGUACCAAAUCUGAAGUUAGAUCAAGAAAGUAUGUCGGACUCGGACAGUGACGAGGAUCAGGAUCGACCUUUCUCUCUAACUGGAUUCCUCUUCGGAAACAUCAAUGAAGAUGGACAGCUAGAGGAUGACAGUGUUCUGGACAAUGAGUCCAAAAAGCAUUUGGCUGGUUUGGGUAGUCUGGGUCUGGGCUCACUCAUUACAGAGAUCACUGCCAACGAGGAGGGGGAUCAAGAUGAAAACAGAGACGCUGGUAGUGUGGAUGCAGAAGGUUGGGUGAAAAGCACGGACGAUGCAGUGGAUUAUUCUGACAUUAGCGAGGUUGCUGAGGAUGAGACAAAAAAGUACCGCCAGGCCAUGGGGUCUUUGCAGCCCAGCAGGAAAACAGAUGACGAGGAUGACUAUGAUGCUGACUGCGAGGAUAUUGAUUCUAAGCUUAUGCCUCCUCCACCACCACCAAGUCUUCCUACAGCUGCUAAGAAAGAGGAACCGUCCUCUCCGAGCACAAAUGUUGGGGAAGAGGGGGAUGGCAUCAUCCUGCCCUCCAUCAUUGCACCAUCUUCCACGGCUGAUAAGGUUGACUUCAGCAGCUCCUCAGACUCUGAGUCAGAGACUGACCGUCCCUGCCAGGGUUUGGGGUCUGGAGGCCCCCCCGAUAGUCUCAACCUCCCUCUUGCUGGCAUCAUGCAAAAAGAUGCUGCCAAAGCGCUUCCUGGUGUCACACAGCUCUUCCCAGAGUUUAGGCCUGGAAGGGUGCUUAGGUUCUUACGACUGUUUGGUCCUGGUAAGAACAUGCCAUCCGUUUGGAGGAGUGCCCGCAGGAAGAAGAAGCGGAAGCACAGAGACCCUCACCCUGGGACACCACCUCCAGAAGGAGAGUCCACAGAGCAAAGCCAGGAGAAGAAGUCUGGAUGGCUGUACGAGUACGCACCCCCUCCACCCCCAGAGCAGUGUCUCUCUGAUGAUGAGAUAACCAUGAUGGCCCCAGUAGAAUCUAAGUUCUCACAUACUUGUGGUGAUGGGGACAAGGAGGCAGAGUCUCGACCUAAAGUAGCAGAAUGGAGAUAUGGUCCAGCCCAGCUCUGGUACGACAUGCUAGGCGUCUCUGAGGAUGGAAGCAACUUCAACUACGGCUUAAAGCUAAAAGAACACCAGAGCAGUGAGCCUCAGGAGCAGGACACACAAAAAGAAAUAACAGAGACUGCACAUGAGUUUCUGAGGCGGGAGGCCAAUGAUGAUAAUGAUAAUGAUAAUGAAGAUGAAGAUAAGGAUUUAUCAGCCCUUGAGAAUGAGCUCUUCCUGAUGGUCACUCAACUGAAAUGGGAGGAUGAUAUCAUCUGGAAUGGGGAGGACAUAAAACACAAGGGCACAAAGACUCAGCGGGCCAGCCUGGCAGGAUGGCUGCCCUCUAGCAUGACCCGCAAUGCCAACGCUUAUAACGCCCAGCAGGGUCUAACAAGAAGUAAUUCCCAGUUGGUGCCACCUACGCCUCCCCCCAUGCCCAAACUUUCUUCAAUCUCUGGCUCUAAGCGUGAAAAAAACAGCCAUGAAAAUCAAUCCUUUCUGGAAGAAGACUCUCCCUGGUUCUCCAUUUUUCCCAUUGACAGUGAGGAGUUAGUGUAUGGACGCUGGGAAGAUAACAUAAUCUGGGAUGACCAGGAGAUGGAUCACAUGCUCAUGCCACCUGUUCUUACACUGGAUCCCAAUGAUGAAAAUAUCAUCCUAGAAAUCCCUAAUGAAAAGGAGGAGAUGACUUCCCACUCCCCGUCAAAAGAGAAUAAGAAGGAAACAGCAAUCAAAAAGAGCCGCAUCCUGCUGGGGAAAACUGGGGUGAUAAAAGAUGAGCCACAGCAGAACAUGUCCCAGCCUGAACAAAAGGACCCCUGGAACCUCUCCAAUGAUGAGUUCUACUAUCCUAAACAGCAAGGCCUGAGGGGGACUUUCGGUGGCAACAUCAUUCAGCACUCCAUCCCUGCACUGGAGCUGAGGCAGCCCUUCUUUCCCACUCACAUGGGGCCCAUGAAGCUGCGCCAGUUUCAUCGACCGACUCUGAAGAAAUACUCAUUUGGGUCUUUGGCUCAGCCUGGUCCCCAUCCUGUCCAACCACUGCUCAAACACAUUAAGAAAAAGGCCAAGAUGCGAGAGCAGGAGCGACAGGCAGCAGGAGGAGGAGACAUGUUCUUCAUGCGAACCCCACAGGACUUGACGGGUAAAGAUGGAGAUCUGAUCCUGGCCGAGUACAGUGAAGAAUACCCCCCUCUCAUCAUGCAAGUCGGCUUGGCCACUAAGAUCAAAAACUACUACAAAAGGAAACCUGGAAAAGAUCCUGGAGCACCCGACUGUAAAUAUGGAGAGACUGUGUACUGCCACACAUCCCCUUUCCUGGGUUCUCUUCAUCCUGGACAGCUGCUCCAGGCAUUUGAAAACAACCUUUUCCGUGCUCCUAUCUACCUGCACAAGAUGCCAGAGACGGAUUUCUUGGUUCUGCGAACGCGACACGGCUACUACAUUAGAGAGCUUGUGGACAUUGUUGUAGUUGGUCAGCAGUGUCCCUUAUUUGAGGUUCCAGGGCCCAACUCCAAACGAGCCAAUACUCAUAUCCGAGACUUCUUACAGGUGUUCAUUUACCGCUUGUUCUGGAAAAGCAAGGAUCGGCCCAGGAGAAUCCGCAUGGAGGAUAUAAAGAAAGCUUUUCCUUCACACUCAGAGAGCAGCAUCAGAAAACGACUAAAACUCUGUGCUGACUUCAAACGUACAGGGAUGGACUCUAACUGGUGGGUGCUUAAGCCUGACUUCCGAUUGCCUACAGAGGAGGAGAUAAGGGCCAUGGUGUCUCCAGAGCAGUGCUGUGCUUACUAUAGCAUGCUUGUGGCAGAGCAGAGACUCAAGGAUGCUGGAUAUGGUGAAAAAUCUUUCUUUGCUCCAGAAGAGGAGAACGAAGAGGACUUUCAAAUGAAAAUUGAUGAUGAGGUGCGGACAGCUCCUUGGAACACAACAAGAGCCUUCAUUUCUGCCAUGAAGGGGAAAUGCCUGUUGGAAGUUACAGGCGUGGCUGAUCCUACAGGCUGUGGAGAGGGUUUCUCCUACGUCAAAGUGCCCAAUAAGCCUACUCAACAGAAGGAUGACAAAGAGCCACAGCCUGCCAAAAAGACAGUGACGGGGACGGACGCUGAUCUGAGGAGACUCUCACUGAAGAAUGCCAAGCAGCUGCUGCGCAAGUUUGGUGUUCCAGAGGAAGAGAUCAAGAAGCUCUCACGCUGGGAGGUGAUUGACGUGGUGAGGACCAUGUCCACAGAGCAGGCGCGUUCAGGUGAGGGACCCAUGAGCAAGUUUGCCAGAGGCUCUCGUUUCUCCGUUGCGGAACACCAGGAACGCUACAAGGAAGAGUGCCAGAGGAUCUUUGAUCUGCAGAACAAAGUGUUAGAGUCGACAGAGGUGCUCUCCACAGACACAGACAGCAGCUCGGCGGAGGACAGUGACUUUGAGGAGAUGGGGAAGAACAUUGAGAACAUGCUUCAGAACAAGAAGACCAGCUCCCAGCUUUCCCGCGAGAGGGAGGAGCAAGAGAGGAAGGAGCUGCAGAGGAUGCUAAUGGGAGAGGAGAGUGACCGUGACCACAAGGGACGCAAGGAGCGGCGCAAAGGCUUGUCCAGCUCCUUAUCCACCAGUUCCCACAAGGAUGACGACACUUCCUCCGUCACCAGCCUAAACUCUUCAGCCACAGGACGGCGUCUCAAGAUCUAUCGCACCUUCAAGGAUGAGGACGGCAAGGAAUAUGUUCGCUGCGAGACAGUUCGCAAGGCUUCUGUUAUUGACGCCUACACCAGGAUCCGAACUACCAAGGAUGAUGAAUUCAUACGAAAGUUUGCCCUCUUCGAUGAGCAGCACAGAGAGGAGAUGAGAAAGGAGCGCCGGCGUAUUCAGGAGCAGCUGAGGAGGCUGAAGAGAAACCAAGAGAAAGACAAGAUCAAGGGACCUCCAGAAAAGAAGGCCAAGAAGGUCAAAGAGAGACCAGACCUCAAGUUAAAGUGCGGAGCGUGUGGAGCCAUUGGACACAUGAGGACCAACAAGUUUUGCCCGCUGUACUAUCAGACCAACGCCCCACCUUCUAACCCAGUUGCCAUGACAGAGGAGCAGGAGGAGGAGCUGGAAAAGACCGUCAUCCACAACGACAAUGAGGAACUGAUCAAGGUGGAGGGCACCAAAAUUGUGUUGGGAAAACAACUCAUUGAAAGUGCUGAUGAAGUACGCAGAAAGUCUUUAGUGCUCAAGUUCCCCAAGCAACAGCUCCCACAGAAGAAGAAGCGACGCGUUGGCAACGCUGUGCACUGUGACUACCUCAAUAAACCCCAUAAGGCCAUCCACCGCAGACGCACGGACCCCAUGGUGACAUUGUCUUCUGUGCUAGAGAGCAUCAUCAAUGACAUGCGGGAUCACCCUAAUACAUAUCCAUUUCACACACCAGUGAAUGCUAAGGUUGUGAAGGACUACUAUAAGAUCAUCACACGGCCAAUGGACCUGCAGACCCUAAGGGAGAAUGUACGUAAGAGACUGUACCCAUCCAGGGAGGAGUUCCGUGAAGCAGUGGAGGUUAUCGUCAAAAACAGCGCCACCUACAAUGGGGCGAAACAUCCAAUAACACAGGUAGCACAGUCCAUGCUGGAUCUGUGUGAUGCUAAACUGAAAGAGAAGGAGGACAGGCUGGUAAGGCUGGAGAAAGCCAUCAACCCCUUGCUGGAUGAUGAUGAUCAAGUGGCCUUCUCUUUCAUUCUGGACAACAUUGUGACCCAGAAAAUGAUGGUGGUCCCCGAUUCAUGGCCAUUUCACCAUCCUGUCAACAAAAAAUUUGUGCCCGACUAUUAUAAGGUGAUUGUAAGCCCAAUGGAUCUGGAGAACAUCCGCAAGAACAUCUCCAAACACAAAUACCAGAACCGAGAUGCGUUCCUUUCAGAUGUCAGUCUCAUUCAUGCCAACAGUAUCAAGUACAAUGGCCCAGACAGUCCUUACACCAAGACAGCCCUGGAUAUUGUCAAUGUGUGCAAGCAAACCUUGGCAGAGUAUGAUGAGCAUUUGACUCAGUUGGAGAAGGACAUCUCUACUGCUAAAGAGGCAGCUUUAGACGCAGCUGACUUGGAGAGUCUGGACUCAAUGAUGCCUGGGCCAUACACACCACAGCCUGCUGAUCUGUUUGACAGCGGUGCUUCAGGGAGUCUGCCCAGAGAGACCAGCAGCAUUUUCUCUGAGGGACCUCUAGGGGUUACUCCAGAGAAGAGAGGGGGGCAGGGUCGCCACGGCAGAAGACCUGGGGAGGAAGAGUCAGAUGUGGACAUUGAAGGCUUUGAGGAGGAAGAUGAUGGCAAACCCAAAACUCCUGCUCCUGCAGAGGACGCAGACAGAGAUCUAGAGGACGACGAUGAUGAAGAGGACAUGUUGUUGCCACCUCGCAGACGGGUGCACGACCAGGAGGACGAGGAGGAAGAUGAGGAGGAGGAAGAGGAUGAGCAAUUAUCAUCAAUAUCCUCUGUUAACAUAGUUCUAGCCUUUGUGUUGUGUGUGACAUUUGCCCUGAUUCGUUGCGUGUCCCCUCCAGCCAUACAGCUGUCGGAGAGUGGUAGCGAUUCUGACAGAGAGUUGGACGUGCGACCUGCACCCCCGCGGAGAGCUCAAGAGACGGCCCGCAUGGGCAUGGAGCAAGAUGAGAGCAUGAUGUCAUAUGAAGGUGACGGGCCUGAUGGGCCUCACAUGGAAGACAGCAAUGUCAGUUACGGCAGCUAUGAGGAGACCGAGAGCCGGAGUCACCUGCAGCCCUCUAGCAUGGGGAACGGAGAAGACUACGGCAUCAGCGAAGAGGAGGAGGAAGAUGAAGAAGAUGAAGCACGGAGGAGAGGCCCAGCUGUGCUCUCCCAGGUCCAGCUCAGUGAGGACGAGGAGAGCGAAGAAUUCAGAUCUAUAGGGGGAGACAGCGACAUGGACUCUGACAUCUAGUCUGUAGUCAGUUUUUUAUCCGCGGUAUAAAGAAGACAAUGUUUAUAAUCACAUUUUUAAAAUGGAGAAACUGAGACUUUGUCAGGAAACGUUUGUACAUACUUAUUUUGUAAAUGAUGGUUAAUGUUUAUAGCUUCCUCUUCCAGGGUUAGCUCUGUUGUACCUACAGUAUAGGGACACACAGCACAUUGUAAAUUUCAUUUUGCCUUUUAUACGUUGAAUGAAUAUCAUGUAUCUUGACAUGAAAGUGCGUGUACAGUUUUAACUCAUUAAUAUCUUGCGCAAACAAAUUAGCAACUCUACUUUUUCUAUCCCAGUUCUUGAUUUCAAAAUGGAAUAAACAUACUGAAGGUUAAAAGACAGCUCUCUCU